Messenger RNA from Carlito syrichta (Philippine tarsier), 2124 nucleotides. It is a transcript of the gene SLC9D1, whose product is annotated as transmembrane and coiled-coil domains 3. The transcript has 12 exons. The record is from RefSeq and is a predicted model, not a curated record. Gene Ontology annotation, molecular function: potassium:proton antiporter activity. Gene Ontology annotation, cellular component: membrane. NCBI's taxonomy places the organism in Eukaryota, Metazoa, Chordata, Mammalia, Primates, Tarsiidae. Gene Ontology annotation, biological process: potassium ion transmembrane transport; proton transmembrane transport. The coding region runs from base 1 to 2034 and encodes 677 amino acids.
AUGAAGGUGCUGGGGACACACGUCCUCUGGAUGCUGCUCCCGAUCCUGCCUUGGGUGGUGCGCGCGGCCGAGCACGAGGAGGUGGCCAAGCAUGCCAUCAAGCUGCACCGGGGGCGGGGGGCGGCCGCUACACAGCGGGGGCAGUGGGUCCUGGACGGCUGCCGGAGGCUCUCUGGGCUGCUCCGCCAGAAGAGUGUGGUUCUCAACAAACUGAAGAGCGCCAUCCGCGCGGUGGAGAGAGACGCCAGUCUGUCGGAUGAGGAGAAGCUCUUCCAGGUGCACACGUUCGAGAUUUUCCAGAAGGAGCUGAACGAGAGCGAGAACUCCGUGUUCCAGGCCAUCCAUGGACUGCAGCGAGCCCUGCAGGGGGACUACCGAGAUGUCGUGAACAUGAAGGAGAGCAGCCGGCAGCGCCUGGAGGCCCUGAGGGAGGCCGCCAUCAAGGAAGAGACAGAAUAUGUGGAACUUCUGGCAGCAGAAAAGCAUCAGGCCGAAGCCCUCAAAAACAUGCAGCAUCAGAACAAAAGCUUGUCCAUGCUGGACGAGAUCCUCGAAGACGUACGCAAGGCAGCAGACCGCUUAGAGGAGGAGAUAGAGGAACAUGCUUUUGACGACAACAAAUCUGUCAGAGGGGUCAACUUCGAGGCGGUUCUGAGGGUGGAGGAGGAAGAGGCCAACCCUCGGCCCAACCUCACGAGGCCGGAGGUGGAGGAAGGCCUGGGCCUCAGCAUGCUGAUCGACUCCCAGAACAACCAGUACAUUCUGACCAAGCCCCGCGACUCCACCAUCCCACGGGCGGACCCCCACUUCAUCAAGGACAUUGUCACCAUAGGAAUGCUGUCCUUGCCGUGCGGCUGGCUCUGCACGACAAUAGGGCUGCCGACCAUGUUUGGGUAUAUCAUCUGUGGUGUGCUCCUGGGACCGUCAGGACUGAACAGCAUUAAGUCUAUUGUACAGGUGGAGACGUUAGGAGAAUUUGGGGUGUUUUUUACCCUCUUCCUUGUUGGCUUAGAAUUUUCCCCGGAAAAGCUGAGAAAGGUGUGGAAGGUCUCCCUGCAGGGCCCGUGCUACAUGACGCUGCUGAUGACUGCGUGCGGCCUGCUGUGGGGCCACCUGCUGCGGAUCAGGCCCGCACAGAGCGUCUUCAUCUCCACCUGCUUGUCCUUGUCCAGCACGCCCUUGGUGUCCCGGUUCCUGGCGGGCAGCGCCCGGGGAGACAAGGAAGGGGACGUGGACUACAGCUCGGUGCUCCUGGGCAUGCUGGUGAUGCAAGACGUGCAGCUGGGGCUCUUGGUGGCCAUCAUGCCCACGCUCAUCCAGGCGGGUGCUGGCUCCUCUCCCAGCGUUGCCGUGCAGGUUCUGCGGGUCCUGCUCUUGGCCGGACAGGCUCUGCUCUCGCUGGCCGCCGUCCUUCUCGUGUGUCUUGUCGCAAAGGCGUACCUCGUGGGACCCUGCUACCGGAAGCUGCACGCGGAAAGCAAAGGGAACAAGGAAAUCCUCCUCUUGGGGAUGUCUGCCUUCGUCUUCUGCAUGCUAACGGCCACGGAGCUGCUGGAUGUGUCCAUGGAGCUGGGCUGCCUCCUGGCCGGCGCACUUGUGUCCUCCCAGGGCCGCAUGGCCACCGAGGAGGUGGCCGCCUACGUUGAGCCGGUCCGCGACUUCCUGGCCAUCAUCUUCUUCGCGUCCAUAGGGCUCCAUGUGUUCCCCACAUUUGUGGUGUAUGAGCUCACGGUGCUGGUGUUCCUUACCUUGUCUGUGGUGGUCAUGAAGUUUGUGCUGGCGGCGCUGGUCCUGUCCCUCAUCCUGCCCAGGGGCAGCCAGUGUAUCAAGUGGAUCGUGUCCGCCGGGCUGGCGCAGGUCAGCGAGUUCUCCUUCGUGCUGGGCAGCCGCGCACGGAGAGCCGGCAUCAUCUCCCGGGAGGUGUACCUCCUCGUCCUGAGCGUGACCACGCUCAGCCUCUUGCUUGCCCCGGUGCUGUGGAGAGCCGCUAUUCUGAGGUGCCUUCCAAGACCCGAGCGCCGGGCCAGUCCCUGACAGCCCGGGGCUGCCGUGGCCUUUGGGUGGGUCCCUCAGGAGGGAGGAGCACACAGAUGGCGUCCUUGCCCAGCUGUGAGCCGCACACCU